Osmia bicornis bicornis is the source of this 1960-nucleotide messenger RNA. It is a transcript of the gene Mccc2, whose product is annotated as methylcrotonoyl-CoA carboxylase beta chain, mitochondrial. Gene Ontology annotation, biological process: L-leucine catabolic process. Lineage: Eukaryota; Metazoa; Arthropoda; Insecta; Hymenoptera; Megachilidae. The record is from RefSeq and is a predicted model, not a curated record. Gene Ontology annotation, molecular function: methylcrotonoyl-CoA carboxylase activity. The coding region runs from base 102 to 1781 and encodes 559 amino acids. Gene Ontology annotation, cellular component: methylcrotonoyl-CoA carboxylase complex; mitochondrion. The transcript has 9 exons.
AUGAAUGAUAUUGUUGUGCACUCCAAUACGGCACGUGUAUAAAUUGUUGUGAGUAAAGUGCGACAAAGUAGAUAGUUGAAUUAAAACACCUUCGAUAAAAUAUGCUACGAAAUUGUAAUUUUUUAACAAAAAACUUGCGCUACAUCGCAAGAGGGUUUCACGAUGAAGGUACUGUUAUCGGCAGUACGCACGACGCCAACUCGUCAGAAUACCAGGAAAAUUAUAUUCAAAUGAAAGCUGUGGUGGACACGUUAAAAGAGACGGUCGGAAAAAUCGUAGAAGGUGGAGGACACAAGGCAAAGGAAAGACACACGAAAAAAGGAAAACUAUUACCACGAGAUAGAAUUAACAAGCUUCUUGAUCCAACAUCCCCUUUUCUCGAAUUCUCUCAAUUAGCAGGUUACGAAAUGUACGAGAAAGAAGAAGUACCAGCAGGUGGAAUUAUCACAGGCAUUGGUAGAAUAGAAGGAACCGAAUGCGUGAUAAUUGCAAACGAUGCGACCGUGAAAGGUGGCUCUUACUACCCAAUCACUAUAAAAAAGCAUCUAAGAGCGCAGGAAAUCGCAGAAGAGAAUGAUUUGCCCUGUAUAUAUUUAGUAGAUAGCGGUGGAGCAAAUUUGCCCAGACAAACAGACGUUUUUCCAGAUAAAAUGCAUUUCGGUAGAGCGUUUUACAAUCAGGCAAACAUGAGCGCAAAGGGGAUCGCUCAGAUCGCUGUGGUCAUGGGAAGUUGUACAGCAGGAGGCGCGUACGUGCCAGCUAUGGCGGAUGAGAACGUGAUCGUGGCGAAGCAGGGUACCAUCUUUUUAGCGGGACCACCGUUGGUGAAAGCAUCGACUGGUGAGGACGUUUCCGCCGAAGAAUUGGGUGGUGCCGCGCUUCAUUGCCGGAAGUCCGGUGUUACCGAUCAUCAAGCCAAAGACGACAACCAUGCCCUGUAUCUAACUCGCCAGGUCGUCAAAGAUUUGAACAGACAGAGACCUAUGCACGUGAAUUUAGAGAAACAGAUCGAGAUACCCGUACAUGCUAUCGAUGAAAUUUAUGGUAUCGUUGGUACCAAUCUGAAGCGACCUUACGACGUGAGAGAAGUGAUCGCGAGGAUCGUUGACGGCUCCAAGUUUCGCGAAUUCAAAGCUCUGUACGGGGAAACCUUGGUUACAGGAUUCGCGAGGAUUUACGGCUAUCCCGUAGGAAUAGUCGCGAACAAUGGGGUGCUGUUUUCCGAGAGCGCGUUGAAGGGUGCACAUUUCGUGCAACUUUGCGCUCAAAGGAAGAUACCACUUAUUUUCUUACAAAACAUUACAGGGUUUAUGGUGGGUAAGGAGGCGGAAGCUGGGGGCAUCGCAAAAAACGGAGCGAAAAUGGUGAACGCCGUGGCCUGUGCCAAAGUACCGAAAAUUACGGUGAUGAUCGGAGGCUCCUAUGGAGCUGGAAAUUAUGGCAUGUGUGGAAGAUCCUACUCUCCGAGAUUCGUCUAUUCGUGGCCUAACGCCAGAAUAUCCGUGAUGGGAGGGGAACAAGCUGCCGGAGUGAUGGCACAAAUUACGAAGGAUCAACGUGCACGGGAAGGAAAAGAGUAUACCACGGAAGAGGAAGAGAAAUUGAAGAACACGAUUAUCAAUCAGUUUGAAAACGAAAGCAACCCGUACUAUUCUAGUGCCAGACUAUGGGACGAUGGCGUGAUCGAUCCUAUCGAUACCAGAGUGGUACUCGGUCUCAGUUUAUCCGCUGCACUGAACGCGCCCAUACCCGAAAGCAAUUUUGGAAUUUUUAGAAUGUAAUAUACGUUUAAUAUUAUAAUGUCAAUGAUCUGAAACGAUGAAAGUAUAAUCAGGUUUUCUCUGAUCCGUUAUUCUUUGUCUAUUGCUGUUUUAUAUCAAAGAUUUAUAUAUGUAUAUAUAUUUUUUUUUAUACGGGAUUAUUGUGUAUACAUGAGCAUUAAACAUUCCAAGUGUAUGCA